AUGAGGUUCAUGCUGCCUUCGUUGGCGCUUUUGUUGGUACUCGUGGCGGCGGUGGCUGCGCAGUUGCAGGCGGACUCGGUAUCGCAGCCAUUCGAACGUUCGCUCGAUGAUGCGCCGCUGCUUUCCGAGCGGGCUCUUCUCGAGGCACGACAGGCAGCCAACACUACCGCCUCGUCCACUGCCUCUGCACCCGAAUCCACCGCUUCUGGCUCGGCACCCGCGGGUGGCGAUGCGACCAUCACGGAAUCCACAUGCUCGAUGGUCAACCAUCUCGCGGUCAAUCAGCAGGCAUCCUGGGGCAACGGGUUCGUCAACACGUGCUGCGGCUUCGCCCAGGGCACACAGUGCUGGUACCGUCGUCAGCAGGACGUGUCUCCGCAGGACGAAUGCGAGAUCCCCAGCUGCCAAGACCUCGAGAGCGAAGACAAGGCAAAGAUGAUCGGUUUCGUCCCACUCAAUUCCACCAACGGCAGCGGCAAGUACGGCAACAUCUUCCUCAGCCUCGGCAUGCUCUCGCCCGGCAUGAUGAAUCUGCCCGCCCUCGGUAUCACCACCAUGGUCGCUGCAUCCGUGCUGCUCCUCACCACCUUCCUUUAG
Molecule: messenger RNA, 597 nt
Organism: Moesziomyces aphidis
Lineage: Eukaryota; Fungi; Basidiomycota; Ustilaginomycetes; Ustilaginales; Ustilaginaceae
Source: the annotation of a GenBank genome assembly